UACAAGCUGCUUCUAUACGUCAGCCAGCAGAAACAAGUUGCUGCUGCCAAGAUCCACGUUGGCUUCGUCUUUACGGUGCAGUCCAACAACUACUGCACGUUUUAUGACGACCAGCGGCAGAACUGGUCCCUGAUGUUUGAGUCGGAGGAAUCUUCUUCAGACUUCUGUCGAGAGGUGUGUUUGGCGAAGGCAAACAGCUGCAACAGUUUAGACGGCGUCGUGUCUCAGGACCUGAGACUUGGGGAAGGCCAAGCAGUGGAACACGGAGACUCUGUGGAGGUGUCCUACAAAGAAUGGAUCCUGCAAAACCACACCAUUGGACAGAUGGUUGACUCCAAUCAAGACAGCCAAAAGUUGUUGCGACUGAAAAUUGGAGCUGGAAAAGUCAUUCAGGGAUGGGAAGAAGGGAUGCUGGGGAUGAAGAAGGCAGGUUGUCGUCUCAUUGUGGUGCCACCACACUUGGCCGGUGGAACAAAGGGGCUCCAUGACGCUGUCCCGGCCAACAGUACCCUGGUUUUCCAAGCAAACAUCAAGCGGGUCAAGUUUUCCAAGGAGAACGGGUCUGAUCAGGCCAGAGCCAGUUCCAGAGGCUCUGGCGGGGUCUCUCCUGCACCCAGCAUGGACACAGUGACCCCAGAGCCAGCAGAAUCCAGCAGUGUGAUGGACUCAGGCAGACCGGAGGACGCACCUGUACGAGCGAAGUCCAACUCCCUGAACGAGCAGCUGACCCAUCCAGACGCCACCAAGGCCAAGUUGAUCUCUCGCAUGGCGAGGAUGGGCCAGCCCAUGUUGCCUUUCCUGGCGGGGGUGUCCUGUGACUCUGAGGUGGAGAGUGCCAGCACUGCAGCAACAAAGGAUCAACCUACUGCUCCGUCUCCAGUGCAGAUCUCUACUGCUGCCCCAGGUCCAACACACGUGCUGCCACAUCCAUACCCCUCUCUUCCUGCUAAUGUGCUACCUUCCCUCGCCAACUUUUCCACGCAGGUUGUGUUGCCAGGUAACAUGCGCGCUUUCCAGCCCUACACUUACGCACAAGGCUCUGUGCCUGCAACUCAGCUGCAGUCUCUGAGCCACGUUUACCAGGCACCAGCUGUCCCUCACAUAGGCACCGGUGACGUGAACUCUUUCUUGAUCACGGAGGCCCGACAGAACAACACUGAGAUCCGUCUAUCUGUCGGGAAAGUAGCAGACAAAGUGGAUCAACUUGCAUCAAAGAUAGAUGAGCUGCACAGGCAAGGGACCGUCUCCUUGGGUCUGUCUUCUAUAUCAAUGGAUUCCUGCUUGCUCAUGCAAAACAUCCAACGAAUCAUCCAGGAAAAUGAAUGUUUAAAGAAGGAAGUGUUUGAGAAGAACUCUCGUAUUGAGGACCAAAACCGCAAGAUCACUGAGCUCAUUAACCAGAGUCAAAGGCUUAUGGAACAAAGCAACAUGCUUCUGGAACAGCGCAAUGAUUCCCUCAAGUCCUCCAGUGAACACAACCAGACCAGACUGCUGCAGGCUGAACAAGACAAGGUCCGUGCUUCGUCUCACCACAUGCAUAACAUAAUGUCUGAUCAUCCAUCUUGAUCACCGACACAUGGA
Nerophis ophidion (straightnose pipefish) is the source of this 1581-nucleotide messenger RNA. RefSeq names its product FK506-binding protein 15-like. NCBI's taxonomy places the organism in Eukaryota, Metazoa, Chordata, Actinopteri, Syngnathiformes, Syngnathidae. Gene Ontology annotation, cellular component: growth cone. The record is from RefSeq and is a predicted model, not a curated record. Gene Ontology annotation, molecular function: peptidyl-prolyl cis-trans isomerase activity. The transcript has 15 exons. The annotation marks the transcript as partial.